UUUCUGCUUUUUUUCCCACUAAUCACCUUUUCACGUUUGUCCCACUUCUCCUAUUUCCAAUUAUACUUUACAUUACAUAACCCUUUCCCUUCACCAUUUGCCAAUUCCUCAAAAAACCUCUCAUAUCAAACCUCAUUCAAAGAACAAAAACAUUAAGUGAGAAACAAAAUGGCCAGAGCAGAGAAUGGAUACACUCUUGAUUCAGUGAGGCAGGCUUUGAUUAGACAAGAAGAUACAAUUGUUUUUGGUCUCAUUGAAAGAUCCAAGUUCCCUCUCAAUUUUCUUACCUAUGAUAACAAUUACCUUCAAAGCCCUGGUUUUUGUGGCUCAUUGAUUGAGUUUGUUGUCCAGCAUACCGAAACUGCUCAAGCUAAGGCUGGAAGAUACGAAAACCCGGAAGAGAAUCCCUUCUUUCCGGAAAAUUUAUGGCCAUCACUUGUGCCAUCUUACCCUUUCACAAAGUUUUUGCAUUCUGGAGCCGCUUCGAUUAACAUAAACAAGUCGUUAUGGAAAAUGUACUUUGAUGACUUGCUUCCGAUGUUUGUUGCUUCGGGCGAUGAUGGCAACUACGCACAAACUGCAGCUAGUGAUCUCUCAUUGUUGCAGGCCAUUUCUAAAAGGGUUCAUUAUGGAAAGUUUGUAGCUGAAGUGAAAUUUCGGGAAACUCCUCAAGACUACGAGCCUUUAAUUCGUGCUAAGGAUAGAGAAGGGUUGAUGAAAUUGUUGACUUUUAAGAGCGUUGAAGAGAUGGUGAAGAAGAGGGUUGAAAAAAAGGCAACAUUGUUUGGUCAAGAAAUGAGCCUUGACAGCAAAGAGAAACAAAAGUUUGAUCCAUCAGUGGCUUCUAGAUUGUAUGAGAAAUGGGUAAUACCUCUUACUAAGGAGGUUCAGGUGGAUUAUCUAUUGCGCCGGUUGGAUUGAAUCUGUUGUUAUUUCGAUGUUAGUUGAAGAAAAGAAUAUAUGAUAUCAUUCUUCAAAAGCAUAUGUUUUGUUUAUGUGAUCCUUCAUUGGCAAUUUAAUGUGACAUAUGAUUCAGAAAAUGAGUUUUAUGCAGCAAACUUUUGUUGUAUUUGGUUCUGUAAUCAGCAUCAUAAAACGCAUGUUAAAGGCAUUCUACAUUUGUGUUAAUCAUACACCCUAGAACCCUGUGGAUGUGAAUAAA
Molecule: messenger RNA, 1162 nt
Organism: Vicia villosa (hairy vetch)
Lineage: Eukaryota; Viridiplantae; Streptophyta; Magnoliopsida; Fabales; Fabaceae
Product: chorismate mutase 2-like
Exons: 6
Coding region: 169-921 (250 amino acids)
Biological process (GO): aromatic amino acid biosynthetic process; chorismate metabolic process
Cellular component (GO): cytoplasm
Molecular function (GO): chorismate mutase activity
Source: RefSeq, a predicted model, not a curated record